This is a messenger RNA of Onychostruthus taczanowskii (white-rumped snowfinch), 310 nucleotides long. Its product is annotated as NEDD8-activating enzyme E1 regulatory subunit-like. The annotation marks the transcript as partial. The transcript has 3 exons. Lineage: Eukaryota; Metazoa; Chordata; Aves; Passeriformes; Passeridae. The record is from RefSeq and is a predicted model, not a curated record. Gene Ontology annotation, molecular function: ubiquitin-like modifier activating enzyme activity.
GUGUCUACAACUACCAGGUGGAAGAUGAUAUUGGAAAGCUAAAAUCAUGCCUUACUGGUUUCCUCCAAGAACAUGGGCUGUCUGUAGUGGUGAAAGAUGACUAUGUGCACGAGUUUUGUCGCUACGGAGCUGCCGAGCCUCACGCUGUUGCUGCCUUCAUGGGAGGAGCUGCUGCACAAGAAGUUAUCAAAGUCAUCACAGGGCAGUUUGUAAUUUUUAAUAACACCUUUAUUUACAGUGGAAUGUCACAGACUUCAGCAACUUUCCAGCUGUAGGAUGAGCUCUUGAAUUCGAUGCCUCCAGGCGCUGC